Molecule: messenger RNA, 852 nt
Organism: Hibiscus syriacus
Lineage: Eukaryota; Viridiplantae; Streptophyta; Magnoliopsida; Malvales; Malvaceae
Exons: 3
Coding region: 1-852 (283 amino acids)
Source: RefSeq, a predicted model, not a curated record
AUGAAGUCUGAUCACAGGCCUCUUUUGCUAACUAUUGGUAAGAAUCCUAAUAGACCGCAACAACGCCUCUUUCGUUACUUUGCUGGUUGGACCCUUCACAAAGACUUUCAUAAGUUUGUGAAUGAUAAUUGGGAUUCUUCUCUCUCAAUAACGGAUGCUAUCUCCAAGUUUACUGUUGCUGCUAAUAAUUGGAACCACUCUAUUUUUGGUCAGCUCUCAUAUCGGAAGCGCAAUGUUAUGGCUCGGCUCAAGGUCAUCCAACGCUAUCUCGAUAAAAAUCGAAGUUCCUACCUGUCCAGGCUCGAGACUAAACUUCAAACUGAGCUGGAAUUAAUCCUCGACCAGGAAGAAAUCCUAUGGAAACAAAAAUCCCGAUCGGACUGGAUUAACUUUGGCGAUAGGAAUACGACUUACUUCCAUAAAAAAGCCAUUAUUAACAAAAGGAUUAACCGAAUUUACUCUCUCCAAAUUUCCACUGGUGAUUGGUGUUCAGACACGAAUGUUCUUCGGCAAGAAACCAGUGCUUACUUCCAGAAAUUGUUUUCCCUUGAUGAUGAGGUGCAUGAAACUUUUCCCAUCUCUGGUGGCGCUAUCUCCACUACUUUGAGUUCUGCUUCUAUUGGUGGUGCUAUCUGUGACUCCGUCGGUAAUUGGGUGGAAGAAAGAUUAAGUGCCGGAGGUUUGGGAGAUGUCAAGACUAAGUUUUUGGGAGGGAGAGAUUUCCUAAUAGAAAUUGUUGAUGAAGAGCUGUAUAGGAUCAUGAAGGAGAAUAAACGGUCGCUUUUACUUGAAGUAUUUUUGGAAGUUCAUCCAUGGACAGAAUCUUACAGAGCGUCCGAAAGAGUAACCUAG